This is a messenger RNA of Schistosoma spindalis, 4969 nucleotides long. The record is from the annotation of a GenBank genome assembly. NCBI's taxonomy places the organism in Eukaryota, Metazoa, Platyhelminthes, Trematoda, Strigeidida, Schistosomatidae.
CCCUAAUGUUCCCUAUCACUACCUCUACCACUACGGGAUUUGAAUCGAUAACUGAAUCUCUGUGCUAAUGUGGUUUGGGCAACUCAAACUGAUGUACGUACGUACAAAGUUUCACGUUGUUUCUGACUGACUGACUGACUAUGUAUCCAAUGUUUUAUGAAGAUUUUGAGUACAAAGGAUCGGUUAAAUGGAUAGACAAUGAUCAUCUUAAAAUGGUUUAUUUCCAAACGUCUUAACACAUUACAGACACGUUUAAAGAAUUAAAGUUGGUAAGAUCAAAUAAAACUACAAAAAUUUAAUUUUCAGGCAAAAUGUUUUUGCUCAUAGUUCUUCAGUCUGUUGGAUUUUAUCGUCUGAACAAAUACAGGUCAUCUAGUCUGUUUUAGUCUCAUCACUAAAUGUCUCAACUGAGAACACUGGUAAUGUUGACUUUUAAAUCUCUUAAGUUAAGAUUGACUUCAAGCUGGUUGAUAAACAAUACAACAGGGAAACUAAUGAUGUAUCUACAGAAUAAAGCCAACUACAUUAAUUAUUUACCUGCUUAUUGACUGGUAUUAUUCAUGCAUGCUGAUCCAUAUCCUCUUUAAAUUGGACUGUGCACGGAUGGUGAUCUAAUCCUAAAUUGAUUGCUAACGUGUAUCUGGACAUAUUUCGCAGUUUUUUAGUAAAUUUUCAAUAUUAUUGUGUGAAUCACUAAUUUUUCUUAUUUAACAUAUGUUGCUUUGGUUGUUCUGAUAAAUUUUGCUUUUUAUUAAUCGUUUUGUUUAUUGUACUGUAAAUCGCAGUUACAUAGGUUAAUCUAAUUUUCUAUUAUACCAUAUCUAAACAUGUUUAACUUCUCGUGAUAUAGUAAGGUUUUUCUUUCGGACGUAUAAAUAUAUAUAUUUACAGACAAAGCAGAAAACAUUCUAACCAGAUCGAGUUAUAUAAAAACCGAAAAACAAAUUAAAUCACCAGAUCUUAGUCGGCCAGAUUAUCUAUUAAAUAAUGAAGACAAUAGUCAAGUAUGUCACUGGACAAAACGACUUUUGUAUAAAGAUUAUGACGCACAACAUAGCAAUAAAAUCGAGUUGACGGAUAAUACAAAAUUAAAUGCAUUUGCUAUACAACUUUUUACUAUGAAACCGGGAUAUGAAUCAAGAUUUAUGGAUAUGCUACCACUGUUGUUUAGUCAAUUUUCUGAUUUAGAAUAUGCUGUAAUUACAGUUCCGAGAUUGGUUAAAUGUUUCCCAAUGCUGAAAAGUUUUGUACAUUGUAGAAUAAGACAAAAUAAAGAUCCUGAACAUGAAUUAUUUGUACUUCAUCGCUGUGAACUUCAUAGAGAUUUUACCGUAAGACGUACACGCCAUUCUGAUGAAGAAGAUAUCAAAUUACUAAUCAGAAAUAUGAAUACAUUUGACCGUUCUUUGUUUCUUUCUGAUUUACAAUCAUUCAUAAGUAAUGGUCGAGAUGAAGAUGGGACAAUAAUUUUUAGUUAUGUUGCUAUUGCAUUGGGUAAAUUAGUCGGUGUAGCAAUUUUACGCGAUGAACAUCAUAUUGAAUGGCUUCGAGCUCACUACAACAUUGAAGAUUUUAUAUACUUUGCACAUCAUGCUCGAAAUGAGCAUGUUUCAUUGUAUCAUUUCUUACUAGCAGCUAAUUUUCAGUCAAGAACAGAGUUGUUUCUUCGAGAAAUUCUGCGUCUAUCUAAGAAAACAUGUAUUUAUUACCGUGUACUUCCACCAUAUGCAGAGGAAUCAAAAUUUAAUCAAUGUACCCUAAUCACUUGUCUAUCCAAAUUAUCUCCUGUUAAACCAAGAAAACAAAUUAUUUAUCCAAAAUCUAUAUUAAAUAAUAUUAAAGGACCAGAGAAUAGAAUAUUAGAAAAAUUUAAUUCAAUGCCAGCUUUAUUUAUAACAACAAAAAAAUUAUUAAUGGAACCAAAAGAAUUAAUUAAUGCUAGAAUUAUUAUUGUUGGUGCAUCAACUACUGGAUUAGCAAUACUUGAAAAACUAAUCACAUGUCCAUAUAUUCGAUUUACUAAUCUUGUAUUAUUGUCUCCAAAUGGUUUGCCUGGAGAUACUUUAGAAAGAAUAAAUCCUCUCGCCUACAAAUUUCUAUCAACAGAUUAUGCUUAUCCUGUUGAUUAUUUAAGUCAACUUGGAUUCAAAGUUUGUGUUAAUGUUAUAUAUGGUAAACUUACUGCUAUCGACAGGAAAUUUAAAAGGAUAACAAUAUCAUCUAAACAAAAAUUAUCAUAUGAUUAUUUAAUUAUAACAACUGGAUUACAAUAUCAUGUAAGUUGUCCAAUGUCUAAACUAGAAAAUCUUACCAAAGAAGAAACUAUCGAUCAUUUCAUAUCAAUGAAUUUUUAUUAUAAACAUAAUCAAGAUAACAACAACUGUGACAAUGUUAAUGGUGGUUGUUAUAGGACUAAUAAUGCUAAUAAUGCCAACCCUAACCAUCGGUUUGCAAUUUUGCAAUCAAAAACAUCCCGACCAAGUAACUUGUUCGUGAUCAAUGAUAUAUAUGAUGUCUUACCAAUAAUAGAUCGGAUCAAUAAUAUUUGUUUACCAUUAUAUCAUGAAGUACAGUUUAUUACUUCAGAAAAUAGAACACCUUCAUUUGAAAUUGAAAGUUUCAAUUCUGACAAACAACUGAACAAUGAAAAUGAUCAAAUCUGUGAAGAAAAACGAAGAAGCCAACAAAAUUCAAUGAAAAAGCAAAAACAAUGUGAAAAUAAUGAGAUUGAAGAGCAAUUAAAAUCGCAAUCAAAUCAAUUAUUAUACGACACAUUUAACGACCUAAAUGCCUCGGAUAAUGAAGAGAUAGUUAACAAAUUAUUUAUUAUUUAUGGUUAUACAAUUGAUGCAUAUACAUGUAUCACAGGUUUAUUAAAUGCUGGUGUGGAUGGAAAUUGUAUAAUUAUGAUACAACCACCAAAAAUGAAACAUUGUCCACCAGCUUUUGAUAGCUCUGUUAUUCAACGAAAAAUACACAGGCAUAUGAACAAACUGAAAAUUCGUAUUGGAUACGAUUUUAUAUUAGACCAUUGGUGUAAUAGUAACAUGGAAUCCAGUUCAUCUGACAUUAAAACAGUUACAUUUAAUUCAGAUGGAAAACUUUUAACUAUACCAUGUUUAGGAUUAUUCUAUUUCCAUAUAAAGACGGUAGACGUGGAUGUAUUCAGAGCUUUAAAUGAUUCAUGCAUAGUAUUUGAUUCAAGAUUAGUAAUCGAUAUUAAUUUUCGUACAAAUGAUUCAUCAAUAUUUGCUGCUGGUCCAAUAACGAAAUUAAAACGAAUUUAUUAUAAUGAUUAUUGGAGACAUGAAAUUGCAAACAGUGUGGAAAUUGGUCACUGUUUAGGAGAUCAACUUUUAAAUUUAUUUGAUCCAAAUAUUGAAAACCUAAAAGCACCUCCAGUAGAUGAUUCAUUUAUUUUGCCAACAUUUAAGCAAUCUAAAACUGUUGGUGCUUUACUGCCGGGUAAUCUUUUUUAUAUUCAUUGUACACAACCAUCAUUAUGGGAAUCCAUGGAUACUAGAAUGAAUAAUUCUGAAUUCGGUCGUUUACUGGUUACUGGUGAAGAUGCUGAAGAAAUACGAUAUUUUUCUAUCUAUAUCAAUAAGUAUAAUUUAAUACAGGACAUAACCUGUUUAUCUACAAAGGAAUUCCCUGCUGAGAACUAUAUUCAACUAUUCAAUUUACAUGAGUUCCUUUUAAACCAUUUAGUGUCAAGAUUUGAUGAAGGUUUGAUUCAUGAUUUUUAUGAUUACUUUAAUGACACAUGGUCUCUAGCAAUUUAUCACGAUCGUUUUGCCGAUUUCAAGUCCGAAAUACGUAACCUGCUUAACACAUGUUCGCCUACGAUGGCAGACGAAUCAAUAGAAGCAAAAUUACGAACAAUAAUUAAAGAAAAAGAUAAGGUUUCACUAAAUGAUUUUCAAGAAUUAAAACGAUUAUAUAAUAAUGAAUAUAAGAAAGAAGUAGAACAACGUUUAAUUAAAUUCAUUAUGUUUAAUUAUAAUUUAUUAUCAAUGUAUGCCAAACCUGAUCUUGUUUAAAAUAAAAUAUGAUCUAAUUUUGAACAAGAAGAAAUAAAAGAAGAAAAUAAAAGAUAAAAAUUAUAUUAUAUAAAACUAAUGAAAUCAAUAAAAUCAAUAAUAAGAAUUCUAUCCUCUACCGAGUAUAUUUUCUAAAAGAAAAACACAUUUGAAUUAUGUACCACAAAAAUAUAAUACAAAUUAAAUAAAUAAAACAAUUAAUAUUUCCCUUUUUUUUCAAUAAUUAAUCUACUAACAAGACAAUAAAGAGUUAAUAUUAAAUAAGUAAUCUUUUUACGAAAUCGAUUACACAUAUAAUCAAACAAGGAUAUCAAGUUGAAAGCAGUGUAUAUCAUAAUACAUUUUAAAUAAUUCAGUUAUGCGCUACAAUUGUUAUUAUUUUUAUGAAUUUUCCUUUUUGCACUAUAAGAUUCUCACUUGUUAUGACAACUUGAAUUGUUAUACAGUUGCACAAGAUCCAGAAUUAAUAAUGUCCAUCCCUGAAGGAAAGUAUAAUCUUAUUUCAUGUUAUGAUCCCACUAAUUAGUUGCUAGAUUUCAUUUAUUUAUAAUAAAUAUAUAAUGACAUAUUCAGAAUUAUCCCCUAAUUUGUCAAUAAUCGAUAACAUGAUGUAAGUGGUUUAAGUUGAUUUGAGGUAUUAAAUAAGAAACUCUAAUUUUAGAUUUCCUUUGUUGUUGUUUUCUUUGAACCCAGAUACUUCAGUAUCUCUAAAAUCCUUCAAUUGUGCUACACGUUAUUCACAAUUGUUUCACGGUUUUAUGUUGAUUGAUCCUAACUACUUUGGAUAUAAAACUGUGAAGUGUAAAGUUGAAUUAAUUAAAUCAGUGAUUACAUUGAAAAUGGAUCGAUGUAAUUCAUUUACCAACAAUAGCUACUGAGCAGUAAAUUAGUGUACAAAGUUUAUAGCUAAAAUAUAUUUAAAACGA